AUGAACAGGCAAUCACCUCAUUUUAACGCGUGGUCAACGAAUCCACUUGAAUCAAGAAAGGAUGUGAUUGAAGCUUUACAUCAGCAAUUGGAACCAUUGAUUCCCGCCUUCACCGAUGAUGGUGCAAGAGUUAGUUUGGCAGAUACUUCUGCCGUGUUUAGCAUGGAAGCGGCUGAAUUAGAAGGGUUUGCAAGACCAUUAUGGGGAAUUGUACCCUUCGUAUACGGAGGGGGCGAAUUCAGGCAUUGGGAUUUAUUUAGAACAGGUUUAUCCAAUGGUACAGAUCCAAGUAAACCAGAAUACUGGGGGGAUGUUCAAGAUUAUGAUCAGCAUUUAGUUGAAUUGGCUGCUAUUGGAUUUGCCUUAUGUUUUGUUCCAGAACAUAUUUGGAAUCCUUUACUGGAUGAAGCCAAAGACAAUUUGUCCAAAUUUUUGCUCAAAGCAAGGGAAAAUGAAUUUCCUCAUUGUAAUUGGAAAUUCUUCAGGAUAAUGAUUGAUUUGGGGUUAGACAAGGUUGGUGUUACAUAUGAUAAAUCUCUUACGGAAGCCUACAUGGCUGAUAUAGAUACCAUGUAUAUUGAUGAAGGAUGGUAUGGUGAUGGUGGCAAUAAUAGGAUUGAUUACUACAAUCCAUUCGCUUUACAUUUUUAUGGCAUGAUUUAUUAUCUCGCCAUGAAAGAUAGAGAUCCAGAAAGAAGCAAUAAAUAUAAAAGUAGAGCAUUAUUAUUUGCUAAACAAUUUAUUCAUUGGUUCAGUGAUGAUGGAGCCUGUAUUCCAUUCGGUAGAUCAUGCACUUAUAGAUUUGCCGUUGAUGGAUUCUGGGGUAUGUUGUCAUGUGUUAUUAGAGCUGAUGAAACCCCUGUCAUUCCUUGGGGCGUGUUGAAAGGAGUGUACUUGAGACAUUUGCGUUGGUGGUCGAAGCAACCAGUCUCAUACUUCAAGACUAAUAUCUUGUCUGUUGGAUUCAGCUACCCUAAUCAGUUUAUGUGUGAAAACUAUAACUCUCCACAGUCUCCAUAUUGGUCUCUUAAAGCAUUUGCAUCGCUAAUAUUACCCGAGUCUCAUCCAUUUUGGACAUCAAAGGAGGAACCACUAUUGUUAGAAGACGUAAACCUUAAGGUUCCUGGAAUGUUAAUUUCACAUAAUAAAGGAAAUACUGUCUCAUUAACUAGUGGGCCAUAUCUGGGAUUUAUUAGACAUCACGCUGAAAAAUAUAGUAAGUUUGCUUACAGCUCUAGAUACGGUUUUAAUGUUGAAAAUAAUUUGAAAAAUUUCAGUUCAGCUUCUCUUGAUAAUAUGAUUGGCUUCAGUUAUAAUGAUAGAGAUUUCUUUUUUAGAGAAUCAAAUAAAUCAUGGAUUUUCAGAGAUGGAUUGUACUCAGAGUGGUCACCGGCUGGUGCAGAGGAUAUAGAAGUCAAAACAUGGAUUCUUCAACGAGGAAAUUACCAUAUUAGAGUACACCGCGUUGACAAUAAUAGUUCAGAAGAUGUGGUAUCACUGGAAGGGGGGUUCGCAGCUAAUGUCAUGCAUGAUGAAAAUGUUAAUAAAUACAUAACUGCUGAUCCUAAGGCCAUUGCUGAGAUCGAAACUUCUAAAGAUAUUACUUUAAUUCUUAACUUAAUGGAAGACAGAAAAGCGAGAGUUUGCAAGGCAGAACCAAAUAGUAAUUUAAUUUCGUCUAAAGUUAUCGUACCCCAAUUAAAAGGUCGUAUCCCAGCUAAGUCAACUGCUAAAUUUGCUUGUGCCGUUUAUGCCCAACCUAAAGGCGAAUAUAAUAGGGAUAAAUUUUUGGAGAGUGUAAAUGUUCCAAGUGAGAAAGAAUUAGACGUACUGAAGUCUGGUGCUGAGAGAGUUACAUGUAACAUUCCCAGUAAUAAUGACGAACUCAUGGCUAAAAUGAUAAAGAAAUUCCAGGAGACUGAUUAA
Molecule: messenger RNA, 1926 nt
Organism: Debaryomyces hansenii CBS767
Lineage: Eukaryota; Fungi; Ascomycota; Pichiomycetes; Serinales; Debaryomycetaceae
Product: DUF2264 domain-containing protein
Exons: 1
Coding region: 1-1926 (641 amino acids)
Source: RefSeq, a predicted model, not a curated record